Molecule: messenger RNA, 660 nt
Organism: Elgaria multicarinata webbii
Lineage: Eukaryota; Metazoa; Chordata; Lepidosauria; Squamata; Anguidae
Gene: SCN3B
Product: sodium voltage-gated channel beta subunit 3
Exons: 5
Coding region: 13-660 (215 amino acids)
Biological process (GO): regulation of sodium ion transmembrane transporter activity; regulation of heart rate by cardiac conduction; ventricular cardiac muscle cell action potential
Cellular component (GO): voltage-gated sodium channel complex
Molecular function (GO): sodium channel inhibitor activity; transmembrane transporter binding
Source: RefSeq, a predicted model, not a curated record
GGUCCAAGAGCCAUGGCUGCGCUGAGCCAGGUGGCCUACGGCGCCUCUCUGCUGGCGGUGCUGUGGGUUGGUAUCUGCUCUGCCGUUUGUGUCGAAGUGCCGUCGGAGACAGAAGCUGUCCAGGGAUCACGCAUGAAGCUGUUGUGCAUUUCUUGCAUGAAGCGAGAAGAGGUUUCUGCCAACACGGUGGUGAAAUGGUACUAUAAGGCUGAAGGAGGCAAGGAUGUGCCUAUCUAUGAAUACAACAAUGAGAAACGGGAACUUGAGAGUCACUUCCGGGGACGGCUCCGAUGGAAUGGGAGCGCCGACAUGCAGGAUGUAUCCAUCUCUGUGCUCAACAUCACUCUGAACGAUUCGGGGAUCUAUACCUGCAACGUCACCCGAGAAUUCAACUUUGAGGCACACCGGCCUGUCUUUACCAGCUCUACACUGAUCCAUCUCACAGUGGUGGCGGAGGCGAGAGAGGACUUAACAUCUGUCGUCUCUGAAGUCAUGAUGUAUAUUCUCUUGGUCUUCCUCACUUUGUGGCUGCUGGUGGAAAUGGUGUAUUGCUACAGGAAAGUCGUCAAAGCAGAGGAGGCUGCUCAGGAAAAUGCCACGGACUACCUCGCCAUACCUUCGGAAAACAAGGAAAACUGUGCAGUGCCUGUGGAGGAGUAG